This is a messenger RNA of Neurospora tetraspora, 552 nucleotides long. RefSeq lists its product as uncharacterized. The record is from RefSeq and is a predicted model, not a curated record. The transcript has 3 exons. The coding region runs from base 1 to 552 and encodes 183 amino acids. Lineage: Eukaryota; Fungi; Ascomycota; Sordariomycetes; Sordariales; Sordariaceae.
AUGUCCUUCUUCUGCUUCAACUUGAGCCAGGGCAUUCUAACCACCCAGCUGCGCACCCUUCCUUCACGCCUCCGCUCGGUUCAAAACUCGCGCUCAACGGCUCUAAUCCGCCCGGACGACCCUGCGCUCUACCCCAACCAUUUGGCACAGAACCACUUCCAGUUCACCCUUCCGAUUCCUCUUGGAAUUGGUAACGCCAAUACCCGUACACCCGGGCAGCACAUGUUCGUCUACCCUUCGUCCACCCGUAAAGUCAACUUCCCCUUCUUCGAGCUCCUCCCCCGAAUCUGGCUCAUUCAUGGCAAUGCCGCCGUAGCACAAUGCGUCCCACACAUUGAGGGGUUUAUUGAAGACGUUGUGAACCUGCCCGAAACACCGAGGCUAGCCUCGUUAAUGCUAGUGCCGACGGGGGAAUUGCAUGGGGUUGAGAGGGAUGAUAAGGGAUGGGAGCUUGGGGUUAGGUGGUUUAGGGAGGAUGGGCCUCUGGUUAGGGACGAGGGGGAGUUUGUGAAGGUUGUUUAUGUGUCUGCUGCUCCUAAGCAAGUCUUCUAA